Messenger RNA from Colletotrichum abscissum, 1356 nucleotides. RefSeq names its product phosphatidylserine decarboxylase. Gene Ontology annotation, biological process: phospholipid biosynthetic process. Gene Ontology annotation, molecular function: phosphatidylserine decarboxylase activity. The transcript has a single exon. Bases 1 to 1356 code for a protein of 451 amino acids. The record is from RefSeq and is a predicted model, not a curated record. Lineage: Eukaryota; Fungi; Ascomycota; Sordariomycetes; Glomerellales; Glomerellaceae.
AUGCCUGGAGUCUACAUUAAGAAGAAUGGCCGCGUGCCUCACGAAUCUUUGGCUCGUCGCAUUGGCGGAUGGCUACCGUCAAACCCCCAUCGGAUCCAGAAACAUGUCAGAGAGGUGCUCAAGAGAGCGAACGCCGCAAAGCUGCCCAUCGUCCCUCCCAUUGCCGACCUUCAGAAUCUUCUUAACAAUAGCGCCAUCGUCCGCAUGCUCUUUACCGAGAUGCUCACCGAGGUCCCGGCCAAGUACACGACUUACCCCGGAGGCGCGCCCAACGCCGAGAUCAGAACUCUCGACGACCUCGUUGCCGCUCUCAAUUACCAGAUUCAAAGUCCCAUACAGUGGAACGAUUCAGUCCAGAUCGGCACUCCGAUCAACGGCCUCCUGGACUGGCCCAUGGCCACCGAGGCCGGCUUCGCGGCGUUCCUCCGAGACGACGUCAACAGCGUCUUCCAGAAAAUGCUGAACUACUGGGGCGCUUUCCUCAAGAGCACGGCUUCCGCCGUGACGAUCACGACGGCAACGAACGGCUGGCUGUCGCCGCAGGCACAGGCUUCAGGCGGCCUGAUGAACUUCCUCAACACGUACCAGGCCCCUGACCCCCAGAACCCCACCACCUACGGCUUCACAUCAUGGGACCAGUUCUUCACCCGCCAGUUCCUGCCCGGUCUGCGACCGCUAGCCUCGCCUAAUGACGACAACGUCGUGGUCAGCGCAACCGAGUCGACGCCCUUUGAGAUUCAGCGCAAUGUCCAGCUUCAGGACACCUUCUGGGUCAAGAACCAGGACGAGCGCACCAACUACAGCCUCGCCGACAUGCUGGGCGGCGCCGACGUCGCAGAGCAGUUCGUCGGCGGCACGGUCUACCAGGCCUUCCUGAGCGCGGACAGCUACCACAACUGGCACGCCCCCGUCUCGGGCAAGUACCUCGGCGCGCCCAAGAUCAUCAACGGGACGUACUACUCGGAGCCCGUCAUGUGGAGCUUCCACAACGACCAGGGCCAGUCCGACCCGGACCCGGCCUCCGACGAGCUCUCGCAGAGCUACAUCUCCGCGGUCGCCAAGCGCGGCGUGGCCCUCAUCCAGGCCGACAACCCGGCGAUCGGCGUCAUGGCGGUCGUCAUGAUCGGCAUGGCCGAGGUCUCGUCGGUGGACUUCUUCGACGUGCCCGACGGCUCCUUCAAGAAGGGCGAUCCGAUCGGGUGCUUCCACUUUGGCGGGUCCACGCACUGCUUGAUCUUCGGGCCCCACGUCAAGAUUGACUUUGCUGCAGAUGCCGACCCGGUUGCGAACAUCAUGACUCCGGGCCCGCCUGUGAAGGUUCUGAGCCAGCUUGCUACUGUUACGCCUUCGAACUGA